AUGCAACAACAACCUCCACAGUACGGACAAGUUCCUCCACAAUACGGACAACCAGGUCAAGUCCCACAACAACAACAACAAUUCGUACAACAGCCUCCACAAUAUUCUCAUAUGCAGCCUCCUCAAGUGUCUGGACAGCCAGGUCAAGUUCCACAACAACAACACGGAACCAUGACUCCUCCACUGACUUCAUCUAGUCCACAACCAGGACAAGUCCCACAACAAGUACCACCAGGACAUCAUUCUCCACAACCUUACGGAAUGCAACAAUCGCAAUACGGACAAAUGCCACCUCAAGGACAACAAUAUGGUCAAAUGCCACAACAACCAGGAAUGCAACAAUCUCAAUACGGUCAAAUGCCACAACAAUAUGGUCAACAACAAUAUGGCCAAAUGCCACCACAACAACCAGGAAUGCAACAAUUUGGUCAAGUUCCUCAACCACAACAAUAUGGUCAAAUGCCUCCACAACAAUAUGGCCAAAAACCACAAAUGCCAGGUCAACCACAAAUGCCUCCACAACAAUAUGGCCAACCAGGUCAAGUUCCACAACAACAAUAUGGCAUGCCACCUCAAGGCCAACAAUAUGGUCAAAUGCCUCCUCAACAACCAGGAAUGCAACAAUCACAAUAUGGACAAAUGCCACAACAAUAUGGCCAACAAUAUGGACAAAUGCCACCUCAAGGACAACAGCAAUUUGGACAAAUGCCACCUCAACAACAAUUUGGCCAACAACAACCAUAUUUCACUCCAAUCCAACAACCACACAAUCCUCAACUCAAAGUUUGGUUCGAUGCUGUUGAUAUCGAUAAAUCUGGACAAAUCUCUCCAAAUGAAUUGAAGUCAGUCUUGUCAAAGGGCGGAAUGGAUUUCGAUCUGAUCGUUGCUCAAAGAAUGAUCAAAAUGUUCGACAAGGAUAACUCUGGACAAAUUGGCUUCCAAGAAUUCGAACAAUUGCACAAUUAUCUCAUGAACAUGAAGACCUCCUUUGAGAGAACCGAUGUGGAUCGUAGCGGAAACUUGAACGUGAAUGAAGUCAAGUCAGCUCUCCAAAUGUCGGGAUAUCAAAUUAAUCCACAAGCUGUUGAUCGAUUGUUCAGAUGUUUCAGCAAGAACAAACAAGCUCUCACUUUUGCUGAAUAUAUUGAUUUCACAAUCUUUAUUGGAACCUGCAAGAAUUCAUUCCAAUUAUUUGACAAGCAAGGAAAUGGAAUGGCCACCUUUACCUUUGAUCAAUUCCUUGAAGCUUGUUCCUACAUUUCACAAUAA
Molecule: messenger RNA, 1269 nt
Organism: Naegleria fowleri
Lineage: Eukaryota; Heterolobosea; Eutetramitea; Acrasida; Naegleriidae
Exons: 1
Coding region: 1-1269 (422 amino acids)
Molecular function (GO): calcium ion binding
Source: RefSeq, a predicted model, not a curated record